Messenger RNA from Dermacentor silvarum, 3226 nucleotides. RefSeq names its product arginine kinase. Gene Ontology annotation, molecular function: creatine kinase activity. Gene Ontology annotation, biological process: phosphocreatine biosynthetic process. NCBI's taxonomy places the organism in Eukaryota, Metazoa, Arthropoda, Arachnida, Ixodida, Ixodidae. The coding region runs from base 199 to 1380 and encodes 393 amino acids. The transcript has 6 exons. The record is from RefSeq and is a predicted model, not a curated record.
GUGGCGUGAUCUGUGCAGUGGCCCAUUUUUUUUGGUCACCAUCGACGUGGCCGAAGAUACUUUUUUGGACAGUGGCUGUUCGUCCAGAACAGCGCAGCAUUCACUCGUCGCUGUGUGCACCGGCAUCGACGUCCUCCACCGCGCCGCACUUGAUUCCUCGUGGUACAUCAGGAUUGCACUGCUGAUCCCGGAAAAGCAAUGUUCGCCGCGUGGGAGAUCUACUGGCUUCUGAAAGAGGUCUACUCGGACAAGGGCGAAGACAAACCUUCCAAGGACUCUAAACCCGACAAGUCGGACAAGUCGGACAACAUGGUGGACCAGGCAACUCUCGACAAGCUUGAGGCCGGCUUCAAGAAGCUGCAGGAGGCCAAGGACUGCAAGUCGCUGCUUAGGAAGUACCUCAACAAGGAUGUCUUCGACAAGCUCAAGACCCGCAAGACCGCUAUGGGUGCCACCCUUCUGGACGUCAUCCAGUCGGGCGUCGAGAACCUGGACAGUGGCGUCGGCCUGUACGCGCCCGACGCCGAGGCGUACACCCUGUUCGCCGAUCUGUUCAACCCGGUGAUCGAGGACUACCACGGGGGCUUCAAGUCCACCGACAGGCACCCGCCCACCGACUUCGGUGACCUCAACACGCUCGUCAACCUGGACCCCGAGAACAAGUUCGUCGUCUCCACCAGGGUCCGCUGCGGUCGCUCGUUGCAGGGCUACCCGUUCAACCCUUGCCUGACCGAGGCCCAGUACAAGGAGAUGGAGGAGAAGGUCAGCUCGGCCCUGCGAGGCCUGGAAGGCGAGCUCAAGGGCACCUACUACCCGCUGACCGGCAUGGACAAGAAGACGCAGCAGCAGCUCAUCGACGACCACUUCCUCUUCAAGGAGGGCGACCGCUUCCUGCAGGCGGCCAACGCCUGCCGCUACUGGCCCACCGGCCGAGGUAUCUUCCACAACGACAACAAGACCUUCCUGGUGUGGUGCAACGAGGAGGACCACCUGCGCAUCAUCUCCAUGCAGCAGGGAGGCGACCUCAAGCAGGUGUUUAGCCGCAUGGUGAACGGCGUGAAGGAGAUCGAGAAGAAGCUGCCUUUCUCGCGCGACGACCGGCUCGGAUUCCUGACCUUCUGCCCCACAAACCUGGGCACCACCAUCCGUGCCAGCGUGCACAUCAAGCUGCCCAAGCUGGCCGCCGACAAGGCCAAGCUCGACUCCAUCGCCGCCAAGUACAACUUGCAAGUGCGAGGCACACGCGGCGAACACACGGAAAGCGAGGGCGGAGUGUACGACAUCUCCAACAAGCGCCGCAUGGGACUGACCGAGUACCAGGCCGUCAGGGAGAUGCAGGACGGCAUUCAAGAGCUUAUCAAGCUUGAGCAAGCCGCCUAGAGGGGGCGCCACAAGUCACCACCACCUCUGCCCUUCCCCUCCUCUCCACUACCCCGAAUUCGCGCGCUGCUGCGCGCGCUGUAAGCCACAACGGUGCGAUUGGUGCCGGAAAACGGCUGCUGCGGGAGUAACACGCCACCCGGGUGCAGCUGUCGGUGCCCGGCUGGAGGGGUAGCAGUCGAUCAGCCUUCAUUUUGUGCCUGGCGAUGAUCCCCAGGGAUGUGCGCGUCAGGUCACCGUAGGUCACAGGCCGCACCAUGUUGAGCUGAUCAUAUUGAAGCUACCGGUUCUGCAUGCUCAGCUAGAGAGGUCAUUUAUUGGGUAAAAAAAAUCUCCAGGAGCACCCGUGUACCUAGAUUUAGGUGCGUGCUGAGCGGACGCAUUCUCCCGCGGAUAUAUCUAAGGCGCGCGCGUGUCUAACGGUCACUGCUCUUGAGUGAAACAACGAAGUCCGAAGCAUGGAUUGCAGGCUACAACCAGGCUCUUAACCUAACCUUGUAAAACACUUCUGCGUACGCUUCCGAAUACUUGCUCAGUUCAGGCUUACGUCACUGCAAUUGACCACGGUUGCUUUAAAAGCCUGUAGGUGUUAAAGGUCAGGUCACAAUUAGAUUGCAAGCAAUGUCGGCCUGAAAUUGUCCAAGUUCGUUCUUCUUAAACCCAUGUGCCACCUUUCAGAAAACCAGGACGGAAUAAGACGGGAAUGCCAAGACUACUUUAAUGCUGCGCCAUUUCAUUUGUGGUUGUGACUACUGCUAUAUUACUGCCCAGUCGCAGCGAUGUCUAGUUUUCUAUACACGGAUAUACCUGCAUGAAGCUCACUCCACCCAGUGGCCAUACAAGGUGUCCGCAGCUGGUGUGGCGCAAAGGGAAUCCAUCUCAAUGAUGGUAGCACUUUCGUGCCGAUUGCGUCAAAGAACUCGUCAGUUACGCUGGCAACCAGCAUUCGGGUUUAUUUCCCCUAUUUCUGUGACGUUGCUGAAACGGGAUAUAGUAUACUUCGCACCCUCAGUCGUUCGGUGACAGUUCAUUCCUACCAAAAUGAAGGUUGACCGCAUUCCUACUCCAGCCGACAUCAACGGGGCCCCCAAUAUCUCACUGCAAUUCCACAGACGACCCUCUCUCUCUCUCCCAGACACCGGCUAGCGCUCAUCCCGGCUUCCAUAAAAGCACCCCUGGAACGGAACAACAGUUCUAAGAUCGCCAAAGUUUCCGAGAGGACCACCCGCGGUUUUCAGAAGCGAGAAACACGAAAAAUGCAGCGUGCUCUAAACCCAGUCACUUUUUGUUUUCUUUUUGUAUAGGCUCGCAGUAUAACGCUUCACAACGCGCUAGAACAAACAGAGAGGCUUCAGCGAAAUGCUGUUUCCUAUUUUUCGAGGGAAAGAGGCGGCAAGACCGCACUGUGGCUGUGGGGACGUGCAAGACUGAGAAGGAACUCCUUCCUUGGUGCUGCUAUUUUUGCGAACGAAACGAGAUGAUGUGUGAGUGGUGCCGUAGCGUCGUUUAUUUUUUUUUUUCCCCCGCUGGUUUCUUCGUAGCCUGCAGCGUAUACUGUAGCCGCCUAUUGAGCAAGACUCUAGCCAACACUCGCCCUUUCUUUUGUCUUCUUGUUUCGUUACCUCUUCGAGAGGAAGACAGACAUAACUCGCCAUAUAGCCUCGACUCUAGUCAGCACACAUAGGCAUGCUCAAAGGGAAAACACGCCAGGCACAGCAGCUUCCGAGCCGCGUUCCAGUCACUGGCGCAGCUGCGGUUGACGGCGCCGCUAUUUUUCUUGGCGGGAAGCCCAACGAAAGGUUUGUCCGACGGACGACGUCAAUAAAGUACCGAUAAAGAGAACAAA